AUGAUGAAGGCAGCUCGAGAGCGAUUGGGGCUCUCUCUGUCCGUCUCUACAGCGGACCAAACACCGGGCGCCAAAGUACAGCACCAGUGUAAGAUUCAGGCCACGUCUGAGGGAGAAGUCGCCCGCCGAUACAAACUUGGUGGAAUGGUCAUGGAGUCCACAAAUCGCGGGAUGGAGGUUCUUUGGGCAACGCGGCUAGCGGAUGGAAAAGAGUGUGUGGUAAAGACGAGGCAGAAGGGUAUUUCCUUCAAAAGCGCAGCAGAAGAAAGAAAUUGGCGAAGCACCACCGAGGUUCAAAUGAGCAUGCCGAGAAUCGAUAAGUUGUGUCAGAUCUAUGAGGUCCUCGAAACUCCGGAGAGAUAUUGCGUCUUCAUGGAGAAAGUGGAAGGAAAGGACCUCUUCGAGCAAAUGGAGGAAGCAGAGCUGAGCCAUGUCGAUGCGCGGGAAGUAGUGCGACAGACACUGGAAGCUUUGAAGCUGAUGCAUGCCAGUGGACGCAUUCACAAAGACCUCAAGGCAGAAAACGUUAUGGUGGAUCUGCCAAGCCCGGGCUCAGAGAAAGCAAAGGCCAACCAACUCAAUCGGUUGAAAGACGGUGGAGAUGCCCAGAGCCCGGCAAGUGUGAAGCUUAUCGAUUUCGACACGGUGGAGAACUGGGAACCCCACAGCCCCAAAGCAAAAGAUGUUCUUGGCACAGAUGGCUACAUUGCACCAGAAGCAUACUUGGGCACGUACUCGCCAGCUUCAGACAUUUAUUCGCUGGGUGUGGUGAUGUACAAGCUGCUUACCGGAAGAUUCCCGAGCCGGGAAGACAUGUUCGACGACCAACCGGGCGAGAACUGGGUCGGCAGCCCUGCCAUGAAGAGGAUUCAUGAACGAUUGAAGAAAGCGAAGAUCGACUUUUCGCGACCGCCCUUUGAUCGGUGUCCGGAAGCGGCUGAUCUCUGUGCGAGGAUGUUGGCCUUCGAGGUGACAGACCGGCCAUCAGCAGAAGCAGCUCUAAAGCAUGCGUAUUUCAUGCUUGAGGGUGGGAAGCUGGCUAGAAGAAGGUGA
Messenger RNA from Symbiodinium sp. CCMP2456, 1053 nucleotides. NCBI's taxonomy places the organism in Eukaryota, Dinophyceae, Suessiales, Symbiodiniaceae. The record is from the annotation of a GenBank genome assembly.